AUGACGUUAGUUCUGAAAGCAUCAAACAAGUUGGAAAUUAAUGAUGGUAUUUGUGUUCAACAGUCGGAGUCAUAUAGUGAUUUAAAUCAUGUUGUUAUCGACAGUAUUCCAUCAUUAUUAGGGUUUUAUGAAAAAAAGAAACAAGAAAUCAAUAAAACCUUAAAGAAGAUAAAACAAUCAAAUAAUAGUUGUUAUUCAAGACAACACACUGAUGAUAGUAAGAAACAAGCUACAGACAACAAGGCUGGGGAUCAAAAACAACAACCCACCUCAAACAAUCCUAACAAUAAUCAAAAUCCUCCUACUCAAACUCCAAAUAAUACUAAUACACCAGGAGGAGGAAAUAACCAACCUCCUCCUAAUAACAACCCACCUCCUAACAAUAAUCCACCACCUCCUAAUAACAAUCCACCCCCAAACAAUAAUGCAAAAAAACCUGAAGAUCAAAAAUUUUCAAAGAAACUUGCCAAGUUUACAUCUCAAUUUAAAGUGAACCCAGAAGGAAAAUUCAAAACGUAUUGGGAUCUAUUUGUUCUGUUAAUCAUAUUCUACAAUUGGGGAACAGUUGCUUACAGAUGUGCUUUUUACAAGUCUGAUUAUUUUUGGAUUGGUAUUGAUUUAGUAAUGGAUUUCAUUCUGUGGAUUGAUAUAUUGUUGAGGUUUAGAAUUACAUACUUGGAAUUUGGCCUCCCAGUUACAGAUUCAAAACGUAUUGCAAAGAUAUAUGCCAAAAGUUGGGGUUUCUGGAUAGAUGUAUUUGCAAAUUUACCCUUUGAGUUUAUUGGUUAUGGAGCAACACCAAGGUACUGGUCGUUCUAUAGGAUCAAUAGAUAUGCCAGAGUUUAUAGGUAUAAUGACUAUUUCCAAACAUUUGAAGAAGGAUUUCCAAUUAUUCACCCAGCCAUUAUGAAAUUGAUUAAGUAUAUUAUGUUGUUCGUUGUUUCUCAUUGGAUUGUUGCAAUGUUUUAUCAAUGGGUUCUUGAAACUGAAGUCACACCAUUUUCAGGUUUCUUUCUUGGAGAUAUGUCUCAAUCAGAAGCUCAAAAAAUCCUACGAGCAAUCUAUUGGUCAAUUGGUCAAAUGAACGGAUACGCCAAUACGAAUCCAGAUAGUGACUUGGAGACAUGGUGUAUGUUACUUAUUACAAUUAUUGGUUUAGCACUUUACGUUGCUAUCGUCGGUACAGUCGGUUCUAUCUUGGGUGAUUUGAAUGCUCAAAAAGAAGAAUUUGAGAAUUUCCUUGAUGGUAUCAAAGCCUUUAUGAAUUACAGAAAAUUGACUCAAGAUUUGCAAGCAAAAGUUAUUGAAUACUACACUUAUCUUUGGAAAACAAGAAAAACCUUAGAUGAAGACAAAAUGUUAGCAGAACUUCCAGAACAUUUGAAGAUUGAAGUAUCUCUAUUUUUAAAUAAGGAUAUUAUCCAAAAGAUUCCAUUCUUCCAACAUUUAGAAGAACAGUUUAUCAAUUCUCUAGUAUUGAAAUUGAAACCAAAAGUUACUUUACCAAAUUCCUUAAUUGUAAGAAAGGGAGAUAUUGGAAGAGAAAUGUUUUUCAUCAACAGAGGUUCUGUUGAAGUUAUUGGUGAAGCGAAUAAGGAGGGUGUGAUUCCUGUUUUUGCUACAUUAUCAGAAGGUUCUUUCUUUGGAGAAAUGGCAAUCAUUAACAAUUCCAAGAGAGGAGCAUCAAUUAGAGCUAAAGGUUAUUGCGAUCUUUCAGUUUUGACUAAGGAAGACUUUAAACUUAUCAUGGAAACCUUCCCAGAAACUGUGAGAGAACAAAUUAACAAUGAAGUUAAGAAGAGAACUGCUCCUCCACCACCACCUUCUUCUAAUCCACCACCACCUCAACAACAACAACAACCUCCUCAAAGUAGAGCUAAUUCCUCAUUGACCCUUCCACAACCAUCAAGUACAAACAGCAGUAGACCAUCAUCUUCUACUUCAAGAAAAUAA
This is a messenger RNA of Naegleria gruberi, 1953 nucleotides long. RefSeq lists its product as uncharacterized. Gene Ontology annotation, cellular component: membrane. Gene Ontology annotation, biological process: transmembrane transport; monoatomic ion transport. The coding region runs from base 1 to 1953 and encodes 650 amino acids. Lineage: Eukaryota; Heterolobosea; Eutetramitea; Acrasida; Naegleriidae. Gene Ontology annotation, molecular function: protein-containing complex binding; monoatomic ion channel activity. The record is from RefSeq and is a predicted model, not a curated record. The transcript has a single exon.